AUGGCAUUCCCAUCAUCCUCAAAAGUUGUCGUAAUAACGGGAGCUUCUUCUGGAAUCGGCGCCGGUCUUGCAAAAUAUUUGUCCAAGUUCGAUAAAGGUAAAUUUGCGCUUGUACUUGUUGCUCGACGUGAAGAAGAAUUACAAAAAGUUGCUGAAUCUUGUCUUCCCAAUUGUAAAUCAUUAAUUGUGAAAGCAGAUAUCACGAAACGAAAUGAAGUUGAAUAUAUAUUGACUCAAGCAAAAAUUGCAUUUGGUCAUGUCAACGUUUGGGUUAACAACGUUGGUCUCGGAAUUAUCCGCCCCGUUUUGCAGUUAACAGAUGACGAUGUUGAUAAGAUAAUUGCUGCUAACGUAAAAUCUGCCUUAUACGGAAUGCAAAUAGCCAUCAAACAUUUCCAAGAUGAUCAAAGCGGUCAUGGUCAUUGUAUUAAUAUUUCAUCAGUACUUGGUCGCAUACCUUACGUGGGAUUGCGAUCGAU
Messenger RNA from Didymodactylos carnosus, 479 nucleotides. Lineage: Eukaryota; Metazoa; Rotifera; Eurotatoria; Philodinida; Philodinidae. The record is from the annotation of a GenBank genome assembly.